Molecule: messenger RNA, 1878 nt
Organism: Ostreococcus lucimarinus CCE9901
Lineage: Eukaryota; Viridiplantae; Chlorophyta; Mamiellophyceae; Mamiellales; Bathycoccaceae
Exons: 1
Coding region: 257-1777 (506 amino acids)
Source: RefSeq, a predicted model, not a curated record
GGCGCCGCGCGACGACGGGUCGAGCCGGGCGGGCGAUCGCGCGAUAGCGUUGCGUAUAUCGUCAGAUCCAGGCGUGUCUCGAGCUGAGCGGUGACUUCGCUCGUUCGUUUCCGCCGACGCAGCUGUUUGCUUCGCGAACCGCUUCGACGAGCACUCCGUCUGAACACCCUCCGCGAGCGAGCGGCACAGUUCGGCACAUCGCUCGCUCGUCCGUCGACCCUAAGUCAAGAGAUCCAAGGAUAUCCAAGAGAUCACCAUGUCAGGCUCGCUCGAGGAGUCCGCGCCCUUGGUCGACGCGCCGGCGUCGUUGACCGCGACGGAUCGCGCGCAACACCAAAGUCGACGCUCGAGCCUGAGCCUGAAGACGACGCUCGCGGUCGGCUCGGCGUGCGCGCUCCUCGUCGGGGCGGCGAUCGUCUCGAGCGUCAACUCCGCGCGCGAUGCGUCCGUCCAACCGCUCGGCGCGCGCGCGCGCUCGGCGAAGGCGGACGCGAUGGAUUUGGAAGGGGACGCCGCCACGCUCGGCGGCGACUUUUACGACUUCGAGCGCGUCGGCGGCAACUUGUCGUGCCUGCCGGCGAUGACGAGCGACUACCCGAACGCGAUGAACGGAGACGAUGACAGGGCACACGAGACCGAACACAAGAUCACGCCGAGGGAUUGCUCGUGGUAUAAACAGUUGCACCCGUUUGCGCAGCAGCGCGCGAAGACGCCGUCGUCGUGCGCGCCGGCGAACACGCUCUUUGUCUCCAUCGCGGAUUCGGAAAACUAUGACAUCGCCAAAUUAUCGACGCAGCGCGUUGUGAAUCAAAAGUGCUUCAUUGAGCGGUACAUUUUGAUCACGCUGGACGCCGACGCGACGAGGAAGUGCGAAAGCGAGAAGCUGUUUCACUGCUUGCAAUACGCCGACGGGCACGCGUUCGACGGCUUGGUGCACUCGGGCGGGCACGCCGACGACCUCAAAUACAAACAGCUGACUUGGUUCAAACAAAAAGUCACUCUCGGUUUGCUCGCCGCGAAUGUGGACUUUUUCAUCUUCGACACGGAUGUUCUCCUUUUUAAAGUCCCAGACUUGGGGCUUUUACUCCGCAAACAUCCGCACACAAAUGUGUUUUAUCAACAAGGCCAGGUGGGAUAUAACGCGCUGUACCGUGGACGCUACCCAUAUAUGCAAAAGAAUGAGUACGCUAAACAACACCAUCAAGACGCUUGGAAUUUCAACUCGGGCCAAGUCUUCUGGCGCGCGUCGCCGACGACGCUGAAAAUCCAGCGGCUCGCUUUGAAUUACGGUCCUCACCCGAUGGAACAAGAACGUGUAGCGCAGGCCAUCAACGAACUCAGUAUGAAAGGCGAAGCGCAUGCGUUCGCACUGUCAUACGAUGACUACGGUUCAGGGUGUGCCGAUGUCAACAAGCUCCCGGGCGAGACUUGGGAUUUCGGGAGCCCAGAAGUCUUGCGUCACAUGCGAUCCUGGACGACGCUGCACUGCGACUGUGGCUUAGGCAAGUCGCCUGGUAUGAUAAUGAUUGAAGCUCGUUUAGAAUGCCUCGCGAAGUAUAACUCCGAAGAGUUGUGUGUUGGAAUUCGUUCCGCCGAGGACUGGGAGAAGAUGAAAGAAGAACGCGGGGCGAGUCUCGGCGACCAGGAAAGACUCAAGAAACUCACGCCUGCAAGCAUCACGAGGAGUAAAAUGAAGACGAUGUUAGCUCGAUUCGAGUGCGUCCUCGCGGAUGACGGCCGCGAUUGCUCGGAUAUCACCGUGCUCGCUUUGGACUAGACGAUGAUUUGAUCACUCCAACUUGUUAUGUCACCCGCACCGGGAAAGCGCCUCCGAGCGCGGCGGUGGCGAAAGCGAUCGUCGCCGAGGUCUAGACGCUC